This is a messenger RNA of Cheilinus undulatus (humphead wrasse), 1721 nucleotides long. RefSeq names its product C-Jun-amino-terminal kinase-interacting protein 3-like. The transcript is spliced from 11 exons. Lineage: Eukaryota; Metazoa; Chordata; Actinopteri; Labriformes; Labridae. Bases 1 to 1548 code for a protein of 515 amino acids. The record is from RefSeq and is a predicted model, not a curated record. Gene Ontology annotation, cellular component: cytoplasm. Gene Ontology annotation, biological process: vesicle-mediated transport. Gene Ontology annotation, molecular function: signaling receptor complex adaptor activity; JUN kinase binding; MAP kinase scaffold activity.
AUGGAUAUAUUUGUGGAUCUGAAAAACACAAAGGACCAGUGCAGCUCCCCGUCACGUAAAGAGCAGAAGAGAGCUCAGUACAGGCAGGUGAAGGCCCACAUGCAGAAGGAGGAUGGACGAGUCACUGCACACGGCUGGAGCCUGCUCAGCAAAUAUAAGGUGGCCAAUGGCGGACAAGUAGAGAACAAGAUGAACUUACCUGUGCCAGUGUACUUGAGACCUCUGGAUCAGAAAGAUGCUUCUAUGAAGCUGUGGUGUGCUGCAGGAGUCAACAUGUCUGGAGGGAAAGCAUCGUCAGAGCUCAGUAAACAGACGAAGGGUUCUCAGAGCAGCCUGGAUCAGUUAGAGCAGGAGAGUAAGAAAGGGGAGCAGGAGAAGGAGCUGGUGGUUCAGGAUGAGACGUCCAGCAGGGUGUGGGUUUGCACCAGCACGCACUCCUCCACCAAGGUGAUGGUGCUGGACGCCAGUCAGCCCUCAGACCUCCUUGAUAGCUUCUAUGCCUGCAACACCCACGUGGUCUGCAUUGCUAGUGUGCCAGGUGUCUUAGAGACUGAUUAUCCUGCAGGAGAGGAGGUUCCCCAGGACCUUGAGGCUAGCCAAGGUGACGGCGUGUCUCUGGCCGGCAGUGUGGCCAGUGUGGGCUCAACAGGCAGCGACGGUGCCAUGGCAGCAGAGGGAACCACCGCCAUCCCCCAGACAGCCUCUUCAGGUGUCAGCGACCAGCCAGCUGAGCACAGCGGGAUCUCUGGCUCAGUGGAGCUGUCGAGAGAGACCAGUCCAACAGAAGACGGCGUCCCUACAGCCGAGGAGGCCACAGAGGCGACAGAGGCUAACGCUGGCGUGGGCGAAGAAGGAGAGGAGGAACAGGCAGUGGAUCCAAACCAGCCAGGGAUCUACACCGAGCACGUGUUCACCGAUCCAAUGGGGCAAGCUUUGCAUCUGACAUUGGCGAUCUUCCACAGAGCCAUUGACGGCCAGUGGGAUUUAACCAACUACCACCUGCUGGAUCUGGGCCGGCCUCAUCACUCUAUCCGCUGCAUGACGGUGGUCCACGAUAAGGUGUGGUGUGGCUACAGGAACAAGAUCUACGUGAUCCAGCCCAAGGCCAUGAGGAUAGAGAAGUCGUUCGACGCUCAUCCUCGUAAGGAGAGUCAGGUCCGGCAGCUGGCCUGGGUCGGAGAUGGGAUCUGGGUGUCCAUACGUCUGGAUUCUACUCUGCGCUUGUUUCACGCACACACCUAUCAGCACCUUCAGGACGUAGACAUCGAGCCCUACGUCAGCAAGAUGUUAGGUACGGGUAAAUUGGGCUUCUCCUUUGUGAGAAUCACGGCGUUGGUGGUGUCCUGUGGCCGUCUAUGGGUUGGGACAGGAAACGGCGUCAUCAUCUCCAUCCCGCUGUCUGAAGGUAAAACACGUCAGAACUCUCCCGUAUGUUUGCCAGACGAUCGACCUCCUGGAGUGUUGCUCUCUCAUUCUGUCUCCUCGGUGAAAACUAAACUUAAUCUUCUCUGUUUCUGCCAUCAAAGAUCUGUUUUUAGAGACCCUUAGUUUCAUCCAAUGAGGGUUGUUGACUAACAAUUUUAGUCAAAACACUGCUACCAAUGGGGCAAGAAAAUUUAAAACACUUUAAAAAGGUAAAACAUGCCACCUCCAUAGAGUCACAGACAAUUUAAUCGCCCUUUUUCAGAUAUUUUUGACUGUUUUCAAGCAGUUCAGACCUU